Molecule: messenger RNA, 480 nt
Organism: Mesorhabditis spiculigera
Lineage: Eukaryota; Metazoa; Nematoda; Chromadorea; Rhabditida; Rhabditidae
Source: the annotation of a GenBank genome assembly
AUGAUCGUCACCGAGUGGCUUCAAGCCCAAGUCGGCUUCUCCAUCACAGGCGGUGUGAUCCCGAUCGCUCUGCAACAGAUCGCGAAACUUCAUCUGCUUGAUGCGAUUAACUUCGAAUUCGUGGUCAACUACACCGACUGCACCGAGGCGAAUGCCGCCGGAAUUGCCGUGUACCUAAUCAACGAGCGGAAGGUGGACGUGAUCCUCGGGCCGCCUUGCGCUGCAGCAAUCAUCCCCGUUGGGAUCCUCAGCACAUACUACGAGACGUUGAUGGUAGCUUGGGGCUUCGCUUCCUCUUCGACACUAACCGAUGCUACUCGAUUUCCCUAUAUUACGACGGUGGUGCCGAACUAUCGACAACUCGGCUACGCGCUCGGCGCCCUCCUUAUCGAGAUGGAAUGGGAAAUCGCAGCCCUGUUCUACGGUAAUCAGGGAGCCGGAAUUUGCGACAACAUGAUGUCGGACGUCACGGUUCGCGAA